Molecule: messenger RNA, 2923 nt
Organism: Dunckerocampus dactyliophorus (ringed pipefish)
Lineage: Eukaryota; Metazoa; Chordata; Actinopteri; Syngnathiformes; Syngnathidae
Product: CD276 antigen
Exons: 9
Coding region: 1054-1932 (292 amino acids)
Biological process (GO): T cell costimulation; immune response; cellular response to lipopolysaccharide
Cellular component (GO): external side of plasma membrane
Source: RefSeq, a predicted model, not a curated record
CACUGUCACACAAUCGAUAACAUACAAUAAUGCCUUUUUAAGGGUAAUGUGUCAAAGGGAUUAAUGUGAUUGAUGCUUGCAUUGGUUUUGUACAGAAAUAUACUGUAGGGACAAUUAUUAGGCACGUAUUUUCUUCCUAUUGUUCAAUUUUACAACUCGUGGUGCAGCUAUAUGAGAGGAUAUUCAAAUAUUUUGCCCAAAUAUUAUGCAUAGCUCUCAGUAGAGUGUAGUAGAUAACAGUAAAAGUAGUAGUGGUAUACAUGGUUACAUAAUGUGGCUUGUCGGCUUGACAACACAACUCGCAACAUCAUGUUAAAAUGUUUCGAUGUAUUUGUUAACAUUUAGCCAAAGAUUUGUUAUGUCUUUACGUGUGAGUUACAAUGUUUGCAAGCGUGCACUACGCUAAUUGCAUAGCUUGUUAAGCUGUUCCCUUAACCUCGUUUGUUUUGCGACACUUGAUCACGUCUGAUCGCUGAAACCAAUGUUAAUCAAUAAAAGCCUGUCAUUAAAACUAACCAAGAGGUCGUUUACUACAUACUUUCUGAUGGAAAAACACAUAAUACGGGAAAACUCAAGACAAAAACAUGAUGUGCAAACAAAUAUAAUGUAUGGAUAUAUGUGGUAACUCUGAAAAUACACUAGAUGCGCAAAAUGCAGCAUGUUAGCAAUGUUUUACUGCAGCUUAACAGUGACUUCAGAAGCUAGCUAGCAUUAGCACGCUACCUCUGAGAACGGAUGUUCCUCACGUAGAUUAGUUUGCUUGGAGGACGUAGAUUAGCUUGCUUGGAGGACGUUGUUUUGUGAAGAACACAGCACUUUGCCGACGCUCAGGUGGACAGUCCUCUUAGUCCUCUUCCACAAUAUUUAAGUCAUACAGUCAACGGGUGGAUGCAUUGCAAACUGUUGCCGUUCGUUUCCAAGAUUACGCCUGCGUGGUUGCCACGUAACAACGUCAAGGGUGUCACGUGACUACAGUGGCAGGAAAAACCUACGCAUUCAACGUAGCAGUUUUUUUUUCUGUACUUUGCUGUUGAAUCACUACUCUUUCUUAACAUGCUUUUACAUCUUCAUAAAUAUAACCCAGAGCCAGCGAGCAGCAUGAUGGUAUUGAGUUGGGGAGCACCAUAUUUUACAAACCCAAGUCUUCUCCAGCAACUAUUGACUGUCAUUCUGACUGUGACUCUGCCUUCAGAAAGUGCUGCUCAGACUGAGCUCAGGGGGGAGAUUGGUCAGAAUGUGACUAUUUCUUGCCCUGUGGAAAGACAAAACACAAUCAAAUUCUUCUACCUUCAGAAGGAUGAAGUUUUUGUAAAUGGCUUCUAUACUUCAAGAACGAUACCAAAGGAGAAAUGGCCAAACACCAGAGUGGUACACGGCAAAGCAACAGUGCAAAUGUUACAUUUAAAGGCGUCACACGACGGAGACUACGAGUGCCACAUCCAGUACAACGGCAGUGAAAAUGUUUCUUCCAUCGUCAUACACCUCAGUGUCACAGCCAAGUAUAGCAAACCAAACGUCACCAUGUCCUGCGAUGACAACAUCUGCCUGGUGACGUGUGCCUCGCAUGGAGGUUACCCGCGCGCCGAACUGAUGUGGAAUGGCGUUGGUGACGGCAGCAGCCCAGCGUGGAAGGUUCUGAAUGUCAGUGAAGAGAGCGAUCCGGACACCAUGCUGUACAACACUUCCAGCACUUCAUCCUUCAACUGCUCCUAUGGGGCGAAAAGGCUGAUCAAUUGUUCUGUGGGUGGUGUCGCAUCUGAUAUGUUACCUGUCUGUGUUCCAAAGGAUCCUCCUGACAUUUACAUUCUCAUCGUGAUUGGAAUCUGCUCACUGCUGGGCCUUAUUGCGUUGAUUCCAUUGUUGCUGAGAUGGAAACACAAAAAAGAACAGACAAGAGCUGGGGACCCAAAAGAAGCCAUUCCCCUCAAUUAAAGCCAAUGGACGAAGAUGGUACAUCUGCGAGCGGCGGCAACGUAAGCCACGUCCAUCAAGACUCCAAAGUGAUUCAUGUUGGUGUUCUAUAAUCCUAUCGUCAAAGUCAGUAGUUCUUUCAACUGUAUUGUAUUGCAUAUUGCAGUAUUUGUCUUAUUUUGCACAAACUGUGUUUAUUUGUGAAAUGAAUGCAUAAUGUCUUCAUGUCUUCAAAAGCAGAUGUCAAUAUCUGAAUCAGUUGAUAUCAGUAUUGGUAAUGAAGUGCUGGACAAUAUCGGAUAUCGGAAAGGAAGCCAAUAUGGAACAUCUCUCGUUUAGACUUCCUUGAUAGUUGUGUUCUAAGAGUUCAUUUCAAUCUAAAAAGUGAAGUACUGACAAAGCAAGUUUGCUUUUCUCAUGAGUUAUGUAAGGAAUGAUAAAGAAACACAAGUGGCAUUAUUAUGAUCACAUGCAACGCCGCAAGCUACACCUGCACUCAUACACAUAACACCCUUCAAAUGUGGGCAUUAAUAUCUUUCAAAUAAGCUCAGCUUUUAUAUUGCAUCUCACGGGUAUCUGUGUACCUAAUGAAGAGUCCUGUGAUGCGCUGUGUGCAAAUAUUACACGUUUCACUACUGGAAAGGGUGCUGCCUUUAAACAUAAAGCUGUACAAAACACUGUUCUCAGAUGAUGUUGCUAUCUUUAUGCUGGUGCUGUCCUGUAUGUUUGAGUAACGCUGUUCAUUAAAGAUGGUAUGAUACGCUGCAUUUGUCUUUUGACAAGACUUUAAUUAUUCGUAUGAGUGAACGGAAACAAGAAACUACUGGGGUGAAUUGUCAAAUGUCAAAAACAUUGAGACAAAGUAAACUAUACGCAGAGCCUGCCCGACCCAAAGUGGUGCACUCGCAGAGAUUUGACUGUACUUUAUACGGUAUUUACUGUACAUACGCUUGCAAUAGAAAUUGAAUGGCUGUGUUUUUACCGUUAUCUUUCUUUUGUAAAGUAAUGUGUU